Molecule: messenger RNA, 1496 nt
Organism: Anguilla anguilla (European eel)
Lineage: Eukaryota; Metazoa; Chordata; Actinopteri; Anguilliformes; Anguillidae
Gene: hs1bp3
Product: HCLS1 binding protein 3
Exons: 7
Coding region: 257-1459 (400 amino acids)
Molecular function (GO): phosphatidylinositol binding
Source: RefSeq, a predicted model, not a curated record
UUGUAAGGGUACUUUAUUCACUGAAUGAACGUGUGGUGCGGAGUGUUUUUUCUUCCGACUACGACCUUUGCUUUCUCAGCGAGGCAAAGAACGAAGAUCCCGUGACUUUGAGUCACAAAUAAAAGGGUCGGUGUGUAACGCGCUGCACGCUUGAUUUUCAACGUAAUAUGCAUUUCACAUAUGCAAUAAAUGCAUUUAUAAGAAUCUGGAUCUAGUCUUCCGUUUCAAAUAAGGAGUAAAACGCACACGAUUUGUCAUGCCGGACGGACUUGUCACGAGCAGGCAGCUUCAGAACGAGGCGACGGGGAUCGACCUGCAGGUGCCCCUCUUCCAGGAGGUGCGCGGCACCAUGAUGACGGGGCACGUGGAGUACCAGAUCGUCGUGGUUACCCGACUCGCCGCCUUCAAGUCAGCCAAGCACAAACCUGGGGACGUGGUUCAGCUCAUGGUGUCCAAGAAGUACAGCGAAAUCGACGAGUUCUGCUGCCGGCUGGCGGCGCAGUAUCCCAAGAUUCCCGUGCCGGCGAUGCCGCGCAAGGCGCUGUUCGUGGGCGAGGCGGAGAUCCGGGAGCGCCGGGCGGCCUUCGACGAGCUCGUCAAGUUCAUCUCCAGGAACGCCACCCUCGCCACCUGCCCCGAGUUACUGGAAUUCCUGGGGGCGAAGACGACGGAUGUGGCUGACUUCAAAACCAGGAACUCCCCGGAUUUGGAGGAUGAGGAGGAUGAUGAAGGGUUUGAUUUCUUUAAAAAGAAUGAGCCUCCAGCUGCCAAAGUCUUGCCGGCAACCAAGCCAGUGGCACCGGCAAAACCAGCGAAGCCACCAGUGCCCAGUGAGGAUGAAGAGGACGAAGAGGAGGAGAUCUUGGACCCACUUGGGAUUAUGAAGUCCAAGAAGCCCAAGAAACCCAAAAAGCCGAAGGAGGCGGAGCCAGUGGCCUCUGCCCCGCCCCCCAGACCCGUGCAGAAGUCCACCUUCUCUCUGUUUGACGAGGAGGCGGAUCCGGACGAGGACCUCUUCCAGCCCGCGGCCAGGAGGGACCCGCCCCCCAAAACCGGCAACCUGAAGCUGUUUGAGGACCCCGACCUGGGAGGGGCGGUCAAACUGGGGGACGCCCUUCUGCUCCCCACGGCGUACGCCGAGGACGGACCGCCCGCCGACGCGGGAUUGGACGAGGACACGGACGAGCUCUUCAGGGUGGAGGAGGACCUGGAGAAGCUUCUCGCCGUCAGCAAGGCCGCGAAACCCAAACCCGCCAUGGCUCCCAAACCCGUACCCAAACCCAAACCGGCCCUGCCCAAGAAGCCCGCGUCCCUGUCUCAGAGCGGCGGCGGCGCCGACGGCAACCGAGGGGCGGGGCCUCUCCCGGAGACCAAGGCGGAGUCUAUGGGACAGGUGGACAUCCUCAAAUACAUACAGCAGAAUGAGGAGGCCACCAACGAGGACCUGGAUCUGUUCUGAUGUUUUUUUUUUUGUUGUUUUUUUUGGGGGGUGGGGG